GGAUGUUCCCGAGUGCAGAUUCUGAUCCCUGCAGGAAGUGAAAGUGCUGCUGCCGCUUUUCCCUUUCGUCCUGUUGCCAACCUGGGAAGCGCUCUCUUCCCGUGGACUACCAGGCUAAUGAGAAGUGCUGGCGACAGAGAGCCCACUAUUGGCUGUCCCGACUGCCGAGGCUGGCAGGCAGUGGCGACAGGGAAGGACCGGACUGACGGACCUUUUGGUGGAAAUACCGAGAGAACACCGGGAACUCGGACGGAAACGAAGGGAAUACAGGUUUUAAUUUGCGGUUUGGAUUUCCCGGACGGACUAAAAACCUCGCUAACGUCCACUGUUAGCUGGAAGUUUUCGGCUCGAGCAGUGAUGUGGUGACGCGACUCCACCAAAUCCACGGGAAGCUAACGUUAGCAGAAGCGCUAACGUUACUUGAUAGAUUAAUCAUUUCAGCAUAGCUUUGUGGGCCUAUUUCAGGGUUUUUAAAACUCGUUUUUAGCGUUUAUAGCAAUAAUGUAAGAGAGAAGAGAUCAUGUUGUCUACUUUUAUACGAGAUAGAGUUUAUCCUUAGAUGACCAGCUUACGUUAUUUUAGCGAAGUUAGUAUAUAAAACUAGCAAGCGUUAGCUACUUAGCUGGCUAGUAGCUAACGUUGGCUAGCUGUCGACUUUAAACUGACUUCAAGCCAAAGAACUCUGCUUCAAAUUAGCUAACGCUAGCAAGGCUACAGCUGUUUCCACGUCACCUAACUGUAUAAUCACAUGUCUACCUGUUAUAAAAUGUUAUUGUCAGCGAGUUGAACUUUAUUUUCGAGGAUGGCUAUUUGUUUUGAGAAACAAAGAUAGGCACUUUACUUCCAAAAUCCAGAAAUGCAAUCAUCGAAACACCAGCUUACUUAAUGCUAGCUUGCUAACGUUGGGUUAGCCGGCCAAACUUGGGAAUACUGCCCCCCUGCUCACUUCAUGUGGGUUUCGCUUUGAGGCCUUUAGGAAAUUAUCCCCUUUUUCCACCGAGAAGACCCCUUUUCACAGCCUUAACGCAUCGCAGCCUGUGAGUGAGAGAAUUGAUGUGCUCUGAAUGACUCUGUGAAGCUUGACAAGGCUGUAACAGACAACUGGAGGACCUGGACUUUGUUGACAGCAUAAAAUAACGUGGAUUAAAUCACAGGCAUUCGGAAUAACGUUUCACUUCAAAGAUGAUGUGCGAGGUGAUGCCCACCAUCAGUGAGGCCGAAGGGCCCGGCGGGGGGGGUGGCAGUGGCCGUCGGGGCUCUGGCUCCCCGCUGCAGUCGGACUCAGAGGGUCACUUUGAGUCGCUGAUGGUGUCCAUGCUGGAGGAGAGGGAUCGUCUUCUUGACACUCUGCGGGAGACUCAGGAGAAUCUGGGCUUGACUCAGGGCAAACUGCACGAAGUUAGCCAUGAAAGGGACUCGCUGCAGAGACAACUCAACACUGCUUUGCCACAGGAGUUUGCUGCACUGACAAAGGAGGUGAACGUGUGUCGGGAGCAGCUUCUGGAGAAGGAGGAGGAGAUUGCAGAGCUGAAGGCUGAGAGAAACAACACACGGCUCCUGUUGGAGCACUUGGAGUGCCUGGUGUCUCGCCAUGAACGUAGUCUAAGGAUGACAGUAGUGAAGAGACAGGCUCAGUCUCCAGCCGGAGUCUCAAGUGAAGUGGAGGUCCUCAAAGCCCUUAAGUCACUUUUCGAACACCACAAAGCCCUCGAUGAGAAGGUGAGGGAGCGACUACGCGUUGCCUUGGAAAGAUGCAGUGCGUUGGAGGAACAGCUCACCAUCUCGCACAAAGAAUUGGCUUACCUCAGGGAGCAGAACAGCCAGAAGAGAGGGCUGGCAGAUGGAACCAGCGAGGUCAACCACAACUCUGAAAACACACCAAGCACUAAUGGCAAGCGGUCUUCGGAUGGUUCGCUGAGUCAGGAGGAGGAGUCAGGACCUGUGAUCAGGAAGGUCGGUGAGCUCCAGGACGUGGUGGACCGUCAGACAGCUGAUCUGGGCCAAAUGAAGGAGCGCAUGGCUGCUAUGGUUUCACGCAUCAGUGAACUGGAAGAGGACCUGGACACGGCCCGAAAGGACCUCAUCAAGUCCGAAGACGUGAACACGCGGCUACAGAGAGACCUGAGAGAGUCCAUGGCGCAGAAGGAAGACAUGGAGGAGAGGAUCACCACCCUGGAGAAGCGCUACCUGGCAGCUCAGCGGGAGGCUACCUCCGUCCAUGACCUUAACGACAAGUUGGAGAAUGAAGUGGCCAACAAGGAGUCCCUCUUCAGACAAACUGAGGACAGAAACCGGCAACUCCAAGAGAAGCUGGAGCUGGCUGAGCAGAAGCUGCAGCAGAUCAUUCGCAAGGCAGAGACUCUGCCUGAGGUGGAAGCUGAGCUAGCCCAGAGGGUAGCUGCCCUCACAAAGGCAGAGGAACGCCAUGGCAAUGUGGAGGAGAGACUGAGGCAGCUGGAGGCCCAGCUGGAGGAGAAGAACCAGGAACUGCUCAGGGCACGGCAGCGAGAGAAGAUGAACGAGGAGCACAACAAGCGUCUGUCUGAGACAGUGGACAAGCUCCUUUCAGAGUCCAACGAGAGACUCCAGCUUCACCUCAAAGAGAGGAUGUCUGCCUUGGAGGACAAGAAUGCCCUGAUAAGAGAACUGGAGCACACCAAGAAGCUGAUUGAGGAGUCUCACCAUGAGAAGGAGCAGCUCCUGAUCCAGAUUGAGACUAUGAGGGCAGAGAGCGAGCAGGGUAGGAGCAGGAGUAACUCCUUACUACAUGGACGGUCUCAGAUGGGCAGCACUCCGGACUUCAGGUAUCCAGUGUCUGCUUCCUCAAUGAUGGACAGUAACUCAGACCAUUAUGGCAGCGCUCUUGUGCUGAGACGGCCUCAAAAAGGACGGAUGGCGGCACUACGGGACGAGCCAUCGAAGGUGCAGACUUUGAAUGAGCAGGAGUGGGAGCGCAUGCAGCAGGCCAACGUUCUGGCAAAUGUGGCCCAGGCGUUUGAGAGCGACAUGGAUGCUUCAGACCUGGAGGAGGAUCGAGAGACGAUCUUCAGCUCGGUGGACCUGCUGUCCCCUGGUGGCCAGGCUGACGCACAGACCCUCGCUUUAAUGCUGCAGGAGCAGCUGGACGCCAUCAAUAAUGAAAUUAGAAUGAUCCAAGAGGAGAAGGAGAGCACCGCCAUCCGGGCAGAGGAGAUUGAGUGCCGGGUGGGCAGCGGCGAUAGCCUAGGAGGACGUUUCCGCUCAAUGGGCUCCAUCCCUCCGUCACUGUGUGCGGGCUCUUCGUUGGGCGGCUCACCCCCAGGCUCUGGCCACUCCACCCCCAGACGCAUUCCCCGUAGCCCCAACAGAGAACUGGACCGCAUGGGUGUCAUGACCUUGCCUAGUGACCUGCGCAAGCACCGCAGGAAGUCUGCUCAGGAUGACAAGGCCACUAUCCAAUGUGAGACGUCACCCCCUACCACUCCACGCUCCAUGCGCCUAAACAGGGAUGCAGGGCAUGCUGCAAGCCACGAGGACAUUAGAGAUAUUCGAGGUCUGGCUGGCCUGCAGGACGGCCAAGGUAGUAACCCCAGCAGCAGCAACAGCAGCCAGGACUCCCUCAACAAAGCAGCCAAGAAGAAGAGUAUCAAGUCUUCUAUUGGACGCCUUUUUGGGAAGAAGGAGAAGGGCCGACCCAGCAUUCCCGGCAAGGACUCCCCCAGCCAAGCUGGCACUCCUGAGGCAGAGAGCUCUCCUAAGGAUGGCCUGGGAAUGGGCACCCUGGGUGGCCCUGCAGAGAAGAACAGGAAGCUGCAGAAGAAUCCAAAGACAGGGCAUGAAUUACUGGAGGAGGCUCGCAGGCAGGGCCUGCCGUUCGCCCAGUGGGACGGACCAACUGUUGUGGUUUGGCUGGAGCUGUGGGUGGGCAUGCCAGCCUGGUACGUGGCUGCAUGCCGUGCCAACGUGAAGAGCGGAGCCAUUAUGUCAGCGCUAUCAGACACGGAGAUCCAAAGGGAGAUUGGCAUCAGCAACCCGUUACAUCGUCUGAAACUGCGCCUGGCCAUCCAGGAAAUCAUGUCUCUCACCAGCCCUUCGGCCCCGCCGACAUCGAGAACGACCACAGGAAACGUUUGGGUCACACAUGAAGAAAUGGAAAGUUUGGCAGCCACACCUCCCACGGAGGAUGACGAGGGUAGCUGGGCCCAGACACUGGCGUAUGGAGACAUGAACCACGAGUGGAUUGGUAAUGAGUGGCUGCCCAGCCUGGGUUUACCGCAGUACCGUUCCUACUUCAUGGAGUCCCUGGUGGACGCCCGCAUGCUUGACCACCUCACCAAGAAGGACCUUAGGGGACAGCUCAAAAUGGUGGAUAGCUUCCACAGGAACAGUUUCCAGUGUGGCGUUAUGAGUCUGAGGAGGCUCAACUAUGACAGGAAGGAGCUGGAGAGGAGAAGGGAAGAGUCUCAGUACGAGAAUAAAGAAGUGCUGGUGUGGAGUAACGAGCGUGUGAUCAGCUGGAUUCAGGCCAUCGGGCUGAAAGAGUACAGUGGCAACCUUUAUGAAAGCGGGGUCCAUGGAGCGCUGCUCGCCCUCGACGAAACGUUUGAUCACAAUACCCUGGCCCUACUGCUGCAGAUCCCCACGCAGAACACACAGGCCAGAGCAACUCUUGAGCGUGAAUACAACAGUCUGCUGGCCGUUGGCACAGACAGGAGAAUGGAGGAGGAUGACGAUAAGAACUUCCGCCGAGCUCCUUCAUGGAGAAAGAAGUUCAGGCCCAAAGACGUGAGGGGGAUGUCCUUGGGUGCGUCAGACACCUUGCCCGCCAACUUCCGAGUGACCAGUAGCAACGCAGCAUCUCCCUCCACGCAGCCAAAGAGGAGCCCGAUGGACGGAAGUCAGUCUAUACAGAGGCUGGACACUGCCACAGUCAGGACCUACUCUUGUUAACAUACAACGUUUAUCCUCAUUAUUUCUAUAGGUAACCGCUGGUCAGAGGAUGAAGGGGAAUUCCCCGCAUUCAAGACCAGGAUGAUGAACUGAAAUGACUUGCAAGGACACUAAAACGGUGUUUUGGUUUUUUGUCGUCGUCACAGAGAAAAAAACUCACUCACCACUCCCUGAGGAAAUUUUCUGGAUUUAUCUACGUUUGUUUAUUACAUUAAUGUAAACCGAUGGGACAUUUAAAUUGAUUUUAAAAUUACUAUGUAAUCCCUUUUUGCCUCUCUCCCCUUAAUCAACCCACUUUUUAAAAAAAGAAAACCUUUCCACUGUGCCCGUAUUAAGCUCAGCUCUCAGAUGUAUGUAACUGAAUGUUUCACUUGUCUGAAGUUUGUAUAUUUCUACCAACAGACAUUUUAUCUAAUCUUUUUUUAUAAUACUGAUUCUAUUGACCAGAUGUAUGUUUUUGUUUUCCUCUCUUUUGAAUUGAAUUCUAAUCAUUGAAUUUAUGCUUAAGUGACUUUGAUAUGUGAUAUAUAACUUAAUUCAUAUCCUUUGCCCUUUUUAACUGUUGUAAUUUUUGUAGCUUAUUUCUUGUGAUUUUGUGUAAAUGCAGCUCUUAGGUAAAUGGAUGUGUGAAUAUCAGACAAAUUGCUGGAGUUGUCAGUGUUUCACAAACUGCUCAACACUGUGAGUCAUCCAUCACCAUUAGAAUAACUGCUGGCAAGCCAGGUGAUGAUGACAGCAGAUAUCAUGUGAAACACACGUUAUGUUUUCCUUUUCUCUUCUUUAUUUUCCAUAUCUGCGAAACCAAAAUGAAACUCUUGAAUUUAAGAAUUAAAGCCAUAUAACAGUAGCGAGGGGGAAAAAAAACAGGGCUUCUUUCGGAUGCGAGUGAAAACAGAAUUUGAGGUUCUCUCUCGUUGACCUUGCAUGCAGAAACUUCUCCACUUAUCCCCGCCCUUCCACACCCAGCUUACCCCUUUAACAAAAGCAAACCUCCCUCACCUCUGGAGGAACAGGAGGACUUUAAAUGUACAGAUGAGUCGGAAGUGUGGCGACUCCUUCGAUGGACCAACUUCACCGAGGCCUCAGUCGAUCCCCGCUGUGACUAGAUAACCCUCAAGGCGGUGCGAUCCACCCCCAAACCUUUUUUAAGAAGAUUUCAUAUCGAGCCUUAUUGUUUCUUAACUCCUCUCUGUGUUCUGUUCUUAUUUAUUAUUACUCAUCCACACUGUUUUUCGUCAGUUCUACUUUCAGAGAUGAUGCGCCAGUUUGCUCCUCUGUGAAUGUAGCAACGCUCCUCGCUGUCCUGUCCACGCUCCAAACACAGGUUCCAGCAUUAGUUUUCAUGACAAAUGAGAAGGAACCGAAGACCUUUCUUUCACCCUACAUGUAGUUCAAGCUCAAAGUAGAAAUGCUUUUUUUCUGUAUGUGAUUUAGUCAUUUAUGCACAAUGCAAAUCAUGUUGCUGUUUUAUUCCUGCUCUUCCCGUUGAAUCUUCUGAUCUUGUAACAAUGAUGUACAGUCUGAGUACUUAUAAACUAUUUUUAUCACAAUAUUAUUUAUUGCUUACUUUCAAUAAAAUACUGAAACUUAUUUUCCACUGCAGAUAAA
This is a messenger RNA of Micropterus salmoides (largemouth bass), 6537 nucleotides long. RefSeq names its product PTPRF interacting protein alpha 1 (gene ppfia1). The coding region runs from base 1183 to 4929 and encodes 1248 amino acids. Gene Ontology annotation, molecular function: protein binding. Gene Ontology annotation, cellular component: presynaptic active zone. Lineage: Eukaryota; Metazoa; Chordata; Actinopteri; Centrarchiformes; Centrarchidae. The transcript is spliced from 32 exons. The record is from RefSeq and is a predicted model, not a curated record. Gene Ontology annotation, biological process: synapse organization.